AUGUAUAUAUAUUAUUUCAAAACAAUUCUUAUAUUGGUAUUAUAUAAUAUAUGUUAUGUUUGGAGUGAUGCAAUAAAACUAACAACUACUAAUAUUGAUUCAAUACUUUCAUCACAUCAAGUUGUUUUUAUUAAUUUUUAUGCUAAUUGGUGUCGAUUUAGUCAAAUGCUUAAUCCAAUAUAUGAUCAACUUGCUGAUAAACUCUCAAAAGAAUAUACAGUAUGUCUUUUGGCUAUUGGAAAAGUUGAUUGUGAUUCCGAAUCAUCUAUUUCAACAAAAUAUAAUAUUAAUAAAUAUCCAACAUUAAAAUUAUUUCGACAUUCAAUAUUAAUCAAACGAGAAUAUCGAGGAGCAAGACAACUUGAUGCUUUAAUAGAUUAUAUUCAUAAACAAAUUGAAUCACCAAUAAUUAAAUUAUUUAAUAAAACUGAUUUAAUAAAAUUAGAUAUGAAUAAAGAUUAUAUUAUUGGACAUUUUAAUGAUUAUUUAUCGGAUAAUUAUAAAAUAUAUUCAAAAGUAGCAAAUCUUCUUCGAGAUCAAUGUCUUUUUGCUGCAUCAAAUAAUAUAUUAGAAGAAUUUGAAAAUGAACGUCCAACAAAUGAUAUUAUUUAUUAUCGUCCAUCUAAAUCAUCAAAUAAAAGUGAUGAAUAUUAUAAAGGAGAACUAAAUAAUGAAGAAAUAUUCUAUAGAUGGUCACAUAAUAAAUGUCUUCAUUUAGUUCGAGAAAUAACAUUUGAAAAUGCUGAAGAAUUAACCGAUGAAGGUUUACCAUUUCUUAUUUUAUUUCAUCAUAUUGAUGAUCAUAAAUCAGUAUCAAUAUUUGAAUAUCAAGUUCAAAAACAACUUAUGCAUCAAACAGCAAGUAUUAAUUGUUUACAUGCUGAUGGAGCAAAAUUUCUUCAUCCAUUAGAACAUAUUGGAAAAGGAAUGUCUGAUUUACCAUUAUUAGUUAUUGAUACAUUUCGACAUAUGUUUAUUUUUCCAGAUUUUAAUCAAAUAUCAAUAAAUGGAAAAUUAUUAGAAUUUGUUAAAGAUCUUCAUUCAGGAAAACUUCAUGAACAUUUUCAUAAUCCAAUUCCAUCAACCAAACAAACAAUUAUUCAAAAAAAUAUUGAUUCGAAAAUAAAAGACAAUGGAAUAGAUAUUGGAAAAAGUUUAUCAAAUAAAAAAGAUGAUUUAUCUCAACGAUCAGAAAAUGAAUUUGUCAAAAUAAAUAAUCGAUUAUAUCCACCAGAAUCUGUUUUUGUUCGUUUAACACCAAGUCGACAACGUUAUUCAUUCCGUGAUGAAUUAUAG
Rotaria sp. Silwood1 is the source of this 1296-nucleotide messenger RNA. The record is from the annotation of a GenBank genome assembly. Lineage: Eukaryota; Metazoa; Rotifera; Eurotatoria; Philodinida; Philodinidae.